Salvelinus namaycush (lake trout) is the source of this 696-nucleotide messenger RNA. RefSeq names its product Kv channel-interacting protein 2-like. Gene Ontology annotation, molecular function: calcium ion binding; potassium channel regulator activity. Gene Ontology annotation, cellular component: voltage-gated potassium channel complex. The transcript has 8 exons. NCBI's taxonomy places the organism in Eukaryota, Metazoa, Chordata, Actinopteri, Salmoniformes, Salmonidae. Gene Ontology annotation, biological process: regulation of potassium ion transmembrane transport. The coding region runs from base 1 to 696 and encodes 231 amino acids. The record is from RefSeq and is a predicted model, not a curated record.
AUGUUGAGUCUGGAUGGGCUGGAGAUGAUAGCCGUCCUGGUGGUGAUGGGACUGUUCGUCAAAGUCCUGGAGCAGUUUGGACUCUUCGAAGUUGUACGAGAGGAAGACAGCGUAGAAGACGACUUUGAGUUGUCCACUGUGUGCCAUCGACCAGAGGGUCUGGACAAACUACAGGAGCAGACCAAGUUCACCAAGAAGGAACUAAAGGUUCUCUACAGGGGCUUCAAGAAUGAGUGUCCAAGUGGAGUGGUGAAUGAGGAAACCUUUAAAACCAUCUACUCUAAAUUCUUCCCCCAGGGUGAUUCGGGUGCGUAUGCACAUUUCUUGUUUGAGGCCUUUGACACUAACAAGAAUGGAUCAGUUAGUUUCGAGGACUUUGUGUUCGGUCUGUCUAUCAUUCUGAGAGGAACGAUAAAUGACCGGCUAAACUGGGCCUUCAACCUGUACGACCUGAACAAAGACGGCUACAUCACCAAAGAGGAGAUGAUGGAUAUAAUGAAGUCUAUCUAUGAUAUGAUGGGGAAGUACACAUAUCCCUGUAUGCAGGACGAAGCGCCCAGAGAACAUGUGGAGAGCUUCUUCCAGAAAAUGGAUCGUAAUAAUGAUGGGGUGGUCACUAUUGAUGAGUUCAUCGAGUCAUGCCAAAAGGAUGAGAACAUCAUGCAGUCCAUGCAGCUGUUUGACAACGUCAUCUAG